AGAGACUGAUUGAUUACUGGGCAAACGCUAAUGUUACGAAAACACUGUUAUUGACAAAUUAGCAAAAUUAACUAGUUAGCAAUGCGAUAUUAGUUAGCUAACACUACCUUGCUAAGAUACCGACUAGCUAAUAUUUGUGUAACUUAUAAAAUAUUAUCUCAAUAUUAAUAUGAUCUAUUAAUAUGAUCUACCGCACGGCUGCCCCUGUCGCUUUAAAUCGUUGCCAUGGAGAAGCAUUUGGUUGGUCUCUGCGUCAUCAAGCUGCGUGUGUGUGCUGCCGAGCCUAAGAACGGUUGACUAAAAGAGUCCAGCCAAGUCUGCAAGCAAAGUGGUGGACAGCAUUACAUUACUGCAUAAACACCCACCAUCCACCUGAGUUUUCAUGAUGGCUGCUGCCAAAGAAUUCUGACUGCACAGAUGUGCAGUCAUGUCUGAAGGACUAUCUAUGAUCUCUGGUCCCAUUCCACCAGAUCCAACACUUUUCCCUGAGUGCUACAUACGACCUACCUCUGCUCGGGGUCACCUGGAAGGAAAUUCUAAAGUUAAAUGUUCAACCUUGCUGAAUGGACCCUUAGCUCCAGAUCCUGCAUUGUACCCUGAGUGUUAUAGUGCCCAUGCUCCUCGUCCUCCUUGUGUUGGCCCUAACGCAAUACAUAUUCUUGAAAGAAACCUGAAAGGAGAGGUGGGAGCCAUCCUUAAACUACAGGGUAUCUUACUGAACCCCACCCCCAUUCAACAAAAACCUGCAGUUCGUGAUUACAACAAAGAGAAUGUGCGCAGACUGAGGGAGAUCCAGAAACAGUUCCAUGAACAAAAGGCACAGAAAGAGCGUGCAAAACCGGUGCCUGUUAAAGCCCUGCAGACCUCUCACAAAUACAAGCACGUCCCCUCUAGGGUCAUGGCCCAUUUACAAGAGAAAAACCAACCAAAGAAGCCAGAGUGCCAGAACUUUCUGAAGGCUCACUCUCUCUGUGGUUCUGGUGGUCAGCCUCAGUCUCGUCAGUCUCUUUCUGGAGUGAGCCCAAACUCUCACAUAGAAGACUCAGAUUCUGAGGUCCAAGUGAGAAGACACAAGGUCAACUUUGUGUUGCAUAAUGCUCAUGCUGCAGGAAAAACCACACUGAGGUCUCAGUCUCUACAGAACCAGUGUGACAAGCCACUAAGUGCAUUAAAGGGCUGUGUGCCAAAGUAUUUGGAGGAAAGAAAGAAGCAGUGGCACCGAGAGGCAGAGGAAAGGAAACAGAACAUACCUGAUCCUUCCAUACCUGCUGGACACACUCAGAUGUCAGAUAGAGAGAGACAGGAAACUUUCCAGUCCCUCAAAGAAACCCACAGGUCUCUAGUGAGUGAGCUGCUCUGUCUACCAGUUAGGGCUGAUACACUAAGUGUGCGUUCUCGACGUGAAGAGCUUGACCGCCGUCUCUCUGAAAUCGAGGAGGCCAUCAAGAUAUUCUCCCGCAAUAAAGUCUAUAUCAGAAAUGACUCCCGACCAUGACUCCUGUGACCAUGCCAAACCUUUGUUAUUUGUCCAUCUUGAGCAUAGCCUACUUCAUGCUGCCAAUUUUGUCUUGUCUAAUUUAUACCAGUUUGCCAGGGCAUCCCAGCUAGGAUGUAUUCCUCAGCACACUUCUAAAAAGAAAAUCACGCCCACAGAAAGACAUUAUGAUCUUGGCAACAGGGAGCUGCUAGCAAUAAAACUGGCACAGAAAAGAGUGACGAUGUUGACUGAAGGGAAAUGAACACCCUCUUCACACCUUGUUUGAACCUUGUAUAGGUGACAUUACUAGGACAACUUUUUUUCAUUUCAGAAACAUUACUAAAUAAAGAAAUAUAAUAUUGGUACACAAUGUGGAAAAACUAGUUAAUGCUUUUGUUACCUCUAAGGUGGUCCCGAUUUUUCCACACUCCAAGUAAAAUUUGGAAUUGAUUUCAAAAUUCUAAUGAUAUAUAAUCUAUAAAGCACUAAUGAUCUACUCCCACAGUACUUCAGAGAAUUAUGAUCUAUCACACUUGAUUCAACUGCAGGUUUUUUAGUAAUAUCUAGAAUAAUGAAAAGUGCAAUAGGGGGCAGAGCUUUUUCCAUCACAGAAAGUUUUGAUAAACUGGGAUGUUUUGAUGUUGUCAGCCCACUCUCUGUUUGUUGACAGUGUAGUAAUGGGGCACUUUAUCUCUCAGGGUGCCCUUGUGCCUGUGUUACCUACUGACUUUCCCUUUUAGUUAUGUGUCAGACCUUGACCUGCCAGAGUCCCUACUUACUAAAGAAUAAGAGCAUACCUAAUAAGCAUACCUCUUCUACAGGUAUAUACUGUUGUUAUGUGUCAGUGUGCUUGCAUUUGUGUGCUCCCUCUCUGCUCCUUUUUCCACUGUUUGUUUGGUGUAUAGCUGGAUCCCUGUGGCAAUCACCAUUAACUGGUUGACAAAACUUGACCAAUGGGAAGGCAAGAACUCAACCAAAAGAGUUGGAGCUAUCGGUUUAAAAGCAGCACAUUGACAAAUACAGCCUAGUGUGGUCCAUUUUUUGUUAUGUUCAUUCCUUUGGCUCCAUACAUGUUCUCUCUCCUAAGUGAGACUAGUUUCCCUGUUGUCCUGGUUUCAUGAUUGUCCUGUUCUUACUGUCUGUAAAUGCCAGUCCUGCUGUUGUGUGUUGGAAAUAAAAGCUAUAACCAUA
Molecule: messenger RNA, 2668 nt
Organism: Pangasianodon hypophthalmus (striped catfish)
Lineage: Eukaryota; Metazoa; Chordata; Actinopteri; Siluriformes; Pangasiidae
Gene: enkd1
Product: enkurin domain containing 1
Exons: 9
Coding region: 428-1495 (355 amino acids)
Cellular component (GO): cytoplasmic microtubule
Source: RefSeq, a predicted model, not a curated record